Osmerus eperlanus (European smelt) is the source of this 987-nucleotide messenger RNA. RefSeq names its product growth hormone secretagogue receptor type 1-like. NCBI's taxonomy places the organism in Eukaryota, Metazoa, Chordata, Actinopteri, Osmeriformes, Osmeridae. Gene Ontology annotation, biological process: G protein-coupled receptor signaling pathway. The transcript has 5 exons. Gene Ontology annotation, molecular function: G protein-coupled peptide receptor activity. Bases 1 to 987 code for a protein of 328 amino acids. The record is from RefSeq and is a predicted model, not a curated record. Gene Ontology annotation, cellular component: plasma membrane.
AUGGAGUGGGCGAACCCUCAGGACACCUCCAACCAAUCAGAGUGGAGCUGGGAGGACCAAUGGGAGCCGCCUGUGUUCGGAGGGGCAGAGCUGGCGUGUGUGACGGGGGUGUGUGUACUGCUGCUGGCCACGGGUAUCAUGGGAAAUAUGCUAACGAUCCUGGUGGUGUGGCUCCGCCCCCAGCUGAGGAGCUCCACCUACCUGUACCUGAGCAGCAUGGCUGUGUCUGACCUCCUGAUCCUGUUUCUGAUGCCCCUGGACCUGUACAAGCUGUGGCACCCCAGGCCGUGGCGUCUUGGUGACUUGGUGUGUAAGGUGACCAUGUUCGCCAGUGAGAGCUGCACCUUCUCGUCGCUGCUGCACAUCACGGCUCUGUCUCUGGAGCGCUACCUGGCCGUGUGCCGGCCGCUGGCCGCCAAGACGCUGCUCACUCGUCGACGCACGCGGGCCCUGAUUGGCUGCCUGUGGGGAUCGGCUCUGCUCAGCGCGGCGCCUGUGCUGCUCAUGGUGGGGGUGGAGGAGCUGGGGGCGGGGGAGCUGGGGGUGGAGGAGGGCAGGGGAGGGAGCGAGUGUCGCUGCACAGACUAUGCUGUCUCCUCUGGUCUCCUGGCAACCAUGAUGUGGCUCUCCAACCUGUACUUCCUCGUGCCGCUUGGCAUUCUGGGCCUUGUCUACAGUCUGAUUGGACGGAAGCUGUGGCUCCGCCCACUACGUAACAGCAGGGACCGUGCUCAGCGCAACACCGUCAAGAUGCUCGGUAUGAUCGUGCUGGUGUUUGUUCUCUGCUGGCUGCCUUUCCACGUGGGACGCACUCUCUUCUCUCUCUCUCUGGGCUCCACUCCAGGAGCUGAUGUUCUGUACUACGUGUCUCAGUACUUCAACCUGGCGUCAUUCGUCCUGUUCUACCUCAGCGCUGCGGUGAACCCCCUGCUCUACAACACCAUGUCUGCCCGCUACCGCCAGGCCCUGCGCAGCCUGCUUUUAUGA